GCACAACGUCUCACAUUCCAGAGCUACAAAAAUACAUUCUGUUUCAAGAGCCGUUCCUUCCAGUCAGUGACAGAGCGUGGGCGUGCUCUCCCCUCGUCCAUCCAGACCUCUCCUGCGCAGUGACGUCUCAGAUUCGUCGAGUCUCCCAGAUUGUAGUUUGUUUGCUUUCGCUCCUUUCUUUGCCCGGUCUGCUAGACUAGAGAGAGAUAAAGAAAGAAAGGAAGGAAGAGAGAAGGAAAUAAUGAAAGAGAAGGGGAGCGGGCACAGAGAAGAAAAAUGACGAGUUGGCGGAAGUUAAUUGCCGUCACGAACGCAAAAAUAGUUGAUUAGAGUUUCGUUUUUAAAAAAUAAAAAAAAUAACAGCAUGGCUGCGGAGGAGGUGCGGGUGUGCCGCCGGGCCCCGGUGGCUAUCAAACAGGAGCAAGACGACGAUUCAGACGCUGAAGAGCCGAACCUGGGGCCCAAGAAGUCGGAUGGACAGAUCAUCCAUAGCGGUCACUUCAUGGUCUCUUCGCCUCACAGCGAGCACCCACCAAAAAAGGGCUACGAUUUCGACACGGUCAACAUGCAGACCUGCCAGACGUACUGCUUUGGGAAAACAAGCACCUCUCACUUCUCCAUCGACGCAUCCCUAACCAAACUGUUCGAGUGCAUGACCCUGGCGUACAGUGGGAAACUGGUGUCACCAAAAUGGAAAAAUUUUAAAGGACUGAAGCUGCUAUGGAGGGACAAAAUCCGACUCAACAACGCCAUCUGGAGGGCGUGGUAUAUGCAAUAUGUAGAAAGGAGAGACAAUCCUGUGUGCCACUUUGUUACUCCACUGGAUGGAUCGGUAGACAUGGAGGACCAUCGCAGACCAGAGGCAAUUGCAACUGAAGGAAAAUAUUGGAAAAGAAGAAUUGAAAUAGUAAUCAGGGAAUAUCACAAAUGGAGAACUUAUUUUAAGAAAAGGUUACAGAAGCACAAAGAUGAAGACCUCUCAAGCCUUGUCAAGGGUGCUGGGGAGCAGUACUCGUUGUUUGGGGAAUGCUAUCCGGACACCUUCUGUGUCUCCUUCUGCCAGGAUGACGAGGUGGGGGCCUGGCGAGCGAACAGGAAGGGCCGGGACACCCCGGUGCCUAUGGAGCAGGACAUCGACAUAGAAAUGCUGAUGUCAGAGUUCACCGACACACUCUUCUCCACGCUCGCUUCCCAUCAGCCCGUCGCCUGGCCCAAUCCUCGAGAGAUCGCACAUGCCGGAAACGCAGAUAUGAUUCAACCAGGUUUAAUUCCUCUUCAGCCAAAUCUAGAUUUCAUGGAUACAUUUGAGCCUUUUCAGGAUUUCUUUCCUUCUGUUCGCUCGUCUUUUUUCCCUUCAUUUUCCAUCCCUUCAGUUUCUUCGAUGGCAAGCAGCAAUUGUCCAACUCAGACCUCCAUCCUGACAUCUCCAGUCUCCUCUGCCAGUCUCAGCCAGGAGCCGAUUCCACCUCCAGUUACCCCUGCUCUUUCAAACACAAGCAAUAAGAACUGUUCCAGUGCUGUCAAUGCUUUCGGACAGACAGCAGAGUUCAGGUCACAGACACCUCUAGCAAACCAGCAGACGUUUUUACCUGUGUUUCCCCCGUUGGUGCCCUCUGUUCCCUGUGCAGCUGAUGCCGCCAGGGUUCCAGCCCCUCCCUCGCCCCCUCCCCAAACCGUCCAGCCCACUGCAGUGCCUCAGAAUGGAGCUGGGGGAGUCACUCAGGCCUCAUUCCCUUCAGCAGAGACUCCUAAGUUUGGAUUCAGCAGCACUUUGCAAUCGUCUGUCAUUACGCACACUGCCUCCGGUCAGAGCCCAAGUCUCAUCCUCACAACACGCCCUCAAGCAGGGCCCCGCGAUGCCUCUGUGAUGCCUCACUUUCAGCCCCAGCCCUCUGCACCAGCUCAGACUUUUGCCCUCCCAAAGCCAGUGCAACUUAAAGGAACAAGGGCGAAACCACUGCAGAAAAUCGUGCCUGCUCCCACACCCCUAGUGUUUAAAAAUGCUUUCAUAGCACCAGCUUCCUUUCCUGGGCAAACCAGUGCUGUGAUUGUCACCCCUGCACCUUUAAAAAGUGAAGGGGUAUCCCCACCCAGUGUUGUCCUUGCACCCACUGCCAUUGGAAGGAACCCAGGAGUGACCGAGUUCCAUAUAUUGCAACCAACAGUAACCUCUCAACACCUUAUCAUAGCCAAAGAUGAGCCGGGCUCUUCCACAAACUGCAGAGCGCAGACUCCUUCUCCUACAUCUAACAGGGAACGUCACAAUUCAGGUCAGGGAUCUCUAUGCACUUCCGAACAGAUUCCCGAUCCCCAGUCAUCCCAGAACAGCUCCACCAGCAAAUCCAAGACGGACUCGUGCAUCGUUGGAUUUAAGAGCCGAAGAAUAAACCACAUCUCUGCAGAACAAAAGAGGAGAUUCAACAUCAAGAUUGGUUUUGACACCUUGAACACUUUAGUCCCAGUUUUAAAAUCUCAGUCAAAUUCAAAACCAAUAAGCAAUGCAGCCACUCUUCAGAAGACUGUGGAAUAUAUUGCCAAGUUACAACAAGAGCGAGCGCAGAUGCAGGAGGAGGCCAAACGUCUCAAGGAUGAAAUUGACACGCUCAAUACUUCCAUCAAUUGUUGCCAGCAGCAGCUCCCUGCUACAGGAGUGCCGAUAACGCGCCAGCGUUUUGAUCACAUGCGGGAGAUGUUUGAUGACUAUGUGAAGAACAGGACGCUUCAGAACUGGAAGUUCUGGAUAUUCAGCAUAAUCAUUAAACCGUUAUUCGAGUCCUUCAAUGGGAUGGUUUCAACAACAAGUUUAGAUGACAUGUGUAACACCACGCUGUCCUGGCUGGAUGAGCACUGUCCGCUGCCUGUUCUGCGGCCAAUGGUCUUACGCACACUGCGCCAGCUCAGCACCACAACCUCCAUCCUGUCUGACCCGUCGCUUUUGCCCGAGCAAGCAACACAGGCCGUCCGCAAGAUGAACAACAGAAGCGGAGAAUCUUAGCUAAGAACAUUUGGGAGCAUAAGGGGUUCUCUUCUCAAACUCUCCCACUCCGCUAUAGGGAUUUUUUUUCUCUCUCUUUUGCGCUUGCACUAAGCAGUUCAGGCUGUUAACUGUACAAUCCAUAUGCGAUGGCCAUUAAACAGCAGAGGUCUGUCCUGCCGUGUGCAGGUGUGGCGCUCUCUCAGGCUGGAGGGCUGAUCUCGGGUAAGCUGUGGGUGAAGGAGAUGCAGGUGUCUACAGUGAAGCACCACGCCCCGGGAACGUGUCGGGAUCGCUGCCCCUAGGGGUGCAACACAGCUUAAUGAGUGGCAGAAGAAAAUGCAGCAGAAAGGAACAGUGCAUGGCCCAGGCUGCACUUUUACAGUGUCAUUGAACAUUUUGAAGAUGGUUUAGGUAAAGGGAAAUGCAUCAGGAUGGAUCUUAAUUGUCUUUUUUUAAAUCUGUUUGUACAUUUUUUCCCCUUGUGCUUUUUUUUCUUUACAUAUACAUGCACACAACUGUUACACAAUAUGAUUUGCCAAAUAUAUUAUUUUACAUGGGUACAAGCUCUUCAGUCUGUACCUCUUCCAAUCUUGUUCUUGUAGUUCAGCUCAUCUUGCAGAACGCCUUUUUAAUACAGGCUUCUUGGAGGUGAAAUCUGAAAGAUCCAUGUAAACUACCUUAUUUGAGAAAUAUGUCCAUUGUGCCAGGGUGCUACAUUAACCCCACACCUACACAGAAUGCAGAACCCAGUAAUGACCUGCAUUUCAAAUAACAUACAGGUAUUAUUAUUGAUCCCUGGAUUAUGCUGAGACAUGCACAAUAACACUGUGUGAUGAAUCUCUCUAAAUUCCAGGUUCUAUAUACAGUAGGUGUGUCAAUAAUGUAUGGAUGUAUUUACACUCAAGUGCUCAGGGGUAUAUACAUGAGCUUAUACAACUACCAAAUAUGAAAUUCAGGGACAGCUGACCCAAGAUACAUUGGGUUGUAUUCACAAAGCAUAGUAGCCAGUGAUUACUUAUAAAAACAAAAAUGCUUUAAAUGAGUAACUUGGUUAUUUUAAGAGCUGUGUAUCUUAGUUGUUUCUUGCUAGUUCUGCAACAUAAGUACUUUACACCCUUCCCUUCUAUAGAUAUUUUGUUUGACAAUUGUUGUGUUCCAUUUUUUGCUUUUUUUUCAGUCUUCUUAAGAAUUCUCACAGACUACAUUUUUUGGUGUUUUUGAUUUUUUUUAAGAAGGUUCUGUGUGUUGUUGAAAUACAGCUUUUCACAUAUGUAAAUGUAUGUGUAUAUCUGUUUUCUGUUCCACAUACUGUAGGUGCAUACAGUUGAACCUGCUUGGACAAAAUACCUAAAAUCCUGGACAUGCAGCAUGUUCUAGAACCAUUCAGGGGGUGGGCACAUUAAUUGUGCUGUUCGGAUCUGCAAAACAUGGAGCUUUAAGUAUUAAAAAUAUUAUUCCGUUUAUACAACAAUACACACGUCGACUAUUUUUUAGGGCCUGGUUGGAACAAAUACUUAUACAUUACUUUUGUGAGCCUUAAGUAGCAGCGAUGGUGUUCUUGUAGGGCUAGUGUCUACAGUGUUUGUCACUCACAUGGUUAUGCAGGUGCUUUAUUCACCACCUACAUAAAGAAGUAAUACUGUGCUGCAGAUGCUUUUGGCUGGCAACGUUAUCUGGUUUGACUUCAGUUGUAUAUAGUAAAACACCCCUCCAUCCCUCCACUGCUGAGCUUUAGUCAUAUGAAGAGAAAACGCAGGAGUGAUAUUACCACAUUUUUGGCUUCAGAAUCUGAUGGGUUUAUACCAAUUAGAGCAACUUUAUGGAGAUGUUAAAGUAGUGUGUUUUACUAGUUAUUUCUUAGGUUACACUCCAAGGGAAUGUAACUACAAGGCAGUCCGUGUCAUGUAUGACUUCAGGAUGAAAAGCUCCUUACUAAAUCUUACAGGUGUGUGUUUUUUUUUUAUUGAGCGCGUUUCAUCGUAAGCACUGUGAAACUGAAUCCAGUAAAAAAAAAAGUGCUAUGCAAAGAAAAAACUUUUUUUUUUCUUUCAAUAUUUGUUUGGUUUCAGACAAGGGUCUGAGAGAAGCUGUAGCUGAUAUGACAUGUAUCAUCUUGUCUGUUUUUAUUUGUUACUGUGAGUGAUCAUUUGAUAUCUGCUGCGGUGCAGAAUUGAUAUAUUACAAAGUUAUAAAGAAAUACACAUUGUAAACCUAAGCUGAAUUCUUUUACAUCGGUGCUAUUAAUGGUCUUUGUAGAAUAGAGUUCUGCCAUUCUUGAGAAUUAAAUUGCUAGGCAAUCCGUUUUGGAUUUAAAACUGUAAAUAUGUUUUCCUAUUGAGUAAACAACUUUUUAAAGUC
This is a messenger RNA of Acipenser ruthenus (sterlet), 5335 nucleotides long. RefSeq names its product MLX-interacting protein-like. Gene Ontology annotation, biological process: regulation of transcription by RNA polymerase II. Gene Ontology annotation, cellular component: nucleus. The transcript has 17 exons. Lineage: Eukaryota; Metazoa; Chordata; Actinopteri; Acipenseriformes; Acipenseridae. Gene Ontology annotation, molecular function: RNA polymerase II cis-regulatory region sequence-specific DNA binding; DNA-binding transcription factor activity, RNA polymerase II-specific; protein dimerization activity. The record is from RefSeq and is a predicted model, not a curated record. Bases 365 to 2995 code for a protein of 876 amino acids.